Messenger RNA from Ipomoea nil (Japanese morning glory), 1492 nucleotides. Its product is annotated as probable magnesium transporter NIPA9. NCBI's taxonomy places the organism in Eukaryota, Viridiplantae, Streptophyta, Magnoliopsida, Solanales, Convolvulaceae. Bases 73 to 1104 code for a protein of 343 amino acids. The record is from RefSeq and is a predicted model, not a curated record. Gene Ontology annotation, biological process: magnesium ion transport. The transcript is spliced from 9 exons. Gene Ontology annotation, molecular function: magnesium ion transmembrane transporter activity. Gene Ontology annotation, cellular component: membrane.
ACCGAGCAAUUAGCAAGUCAAAAACAGGGCCUUUUGGAAAACCAAUAACCAAAAGCUCCGGGAGAGAGAGAGAUGUGGGAAUCAAUCUGCCUGACCGUCGCCGCCACCGCCGGCAACAACAUCGGCAAAGUCCUCCAGAAGAAGGGCACUAUCAUUCUUCCCCCUCUCUCUUUCAAGCUCAAGGUGAUAAAAGCAUAUGCUUUUAACAAAGCUUGGGUCAUAGGUUUCCUAAUGGACUUGUUUGGAGCUGCUUUAAUGUUGCGAGCAUUAUCCCUUGCCCCUGUUUCUGUUGUUCAGCCUGUUUCAGGCUGUGGACUUGCCAUCCUUUCAGUCUUCUCCCAUUUUUAUCUCAAGGAGAUUAUGAAUGCUAUUGACUGGUUGGGAAUUGCUUUGGCUGGCAUUGGCACCAUAGGUGUUGGUGCUGGAGGGGAGGAGCAAAAAGCUUCAUCAGUUUCAAUUUUUCAUUUACCGUGGCUGGCAUUUGCAGUUGCAAUCUUGUUUGUACUCCUUAAUGGUUGCCUUCGCAUAUAUAAGCGCCAGAGAAGAGAACAAGAAUUGAUGCAAUAUGAAGUACUUGAAGAAAUAAUUUGCGGUUUGGGAUCUGGCGUACUGUUCGGGAUGGCAUCUGUUAUAUCAAAGCUAGGCUUUAUAUUCUUGGAGCAAGGCUUCUCAAAGCUGCUGGUGCCCGUUUGCAUCUCCAUCAGCGUAUGCUGCAGUGCUUCUGGAUUCAUUUAUCAGACACGCGGAUUGAAGCAUGGGAGAGCAAUUGUAGUUUCCACAUGUGCUGCUGUUGCAUCAAUUGUUACUGGAGUACUCGCCGGUAUGCUUGCUUUGGGUGAACGGCUGCCUUCCGCACCAACAGCCCGUCUCGUCCUUUUGCUUGGAUGGCUCUGUAUUAUAAUUGGCGUAAUGCUGCUGGUAACUUCAACGCGGCUACUACGUUGCCUGCCACGACCUUUGAGACGCGUUCUCCAAACUGGCGCAGACAGAAACCCGGGGCAGAGACAAUCAAGUAUAGCUCGCAACAGAGAUUCAAGCACUACUGUAAUCCAAGCGGCUACGUUGCAUCACUUGAUAUCGUCUCUACCCAAAGAAAAGGCUUGACCUCUACUACUAACCCUCAACUUUUUGCCGAGGUUGUUCAAGCAAAUUGAAACUGUUGCUGAAUUGCAUUUGGUCCAAUACAUCAGCCAUACAACAGAUAGACUCCUAAGUAAAAGUUUAGUUUUACUUUGACCAGAGGGUUUCAACUGUAUUUUUAUUGGAAUCCAUUUUUUCAGGUGUAAGUAAACCUUGCCUUUGACCUUAGUACUGGUUGCCAAUAGUUGAUCGACUCAAACCAAGGGGGCAAGGAUUCAAACUCGUGACCUUGUGGUUACAAAUGUGGAUCUCUUACCAUCUUGGUUGGGGUUAUCUCUGACGCAGAUUAAUUUGCUUUUGGGUGUAAAAGACUUGAGAGAUGGUUGAUAUGAAUGGAUUGUAUUGUAUUGUA